AUGGAGAGUCCGGUGCCAUAUAGCAGAGGGUUGCAGAAACAUUCGAUCACGAAGCAAGCGCGAAGUGGAUAUGAACCAUCUGAUACAGAGACAGAAUUGCAUGAAGCUCCUUGGAAUCAAUUCAAUAAAAAGAGCUUAGAAUUGGGAUCUGGAGUACCAAAGAUGAAUUCCGAAGAAACUAGAAAUUUAAAUCAUCUGAGACUCAACAGAAGACACUCUUCAAAGUUCGAUCCUGAAGGUCUCCCACCUCCGAGAAGACACAGCAAAUCUCCAUACAAGACACGACGAGAUGACGCGAAUCCCCGAUCACCAACUCUCGGCCCACUUCCUCUUCCACCUGGCAGAAACAUCAGCCCCUUUUCAAAAUCUGAGCGUAGGAGACACGUUUCACCUUUUCUACAAUCGCAUGAUCCAUUAGAUGAUAAUGAUGAAGCUAAUGGCUCAUAUAUCAAGCAAAAACACAGACAAUCAAAUCAUGAUUACACUAGAACAUUGUCAGCAUCCAGACUUCGACCAAAGGACAAAGACCAAAGGGUAAAAAGGAGAGACGAAAGAAGUAGAACACCUCCAUUACGCCGAAGUAUUACCCCAAGAAAAGACAAAGAAGUAAAUUCCAAGAAUUCUCAUGCUCCUUCUGUAGGCGAGAUCAAUGAAAUGGUUGCAAAUGCGAAACUCUCCAAGAGUCCAAUCCGACGUGGCGCAGUUUUCGAUAGCACAGACUCUCUUCCAGGUGGAGAUAUCUUCUUUUCUCGAGAUUAUCCACCAGUUUCAAAACCGAAAGUCUUCAUAGAAAAGAAAUCCUACAAAUCAAACACCAUUCCUAACUACAACACUCCUGGUAUUUACUCUUCUAGUCUUUUAACUCCUACAACUAUCAUCUCAACUUCUGCUGUAAGUAGACAAAGUAGCAAUGUAAGCGAUGCUAGUGGGAAGUCAACGGGGAGUUCUUGGAAGUUCACUGCAAAUAGGAAAAAAAACCAGACAGAUGCAUGGUUUUCUUGCAUAGGGAAAGGAUCUUGUCGAAGUCGAACUACUAAAAAGUCUCCUGAAAGAGCUUUUGAUGAAGCUUCUUUUAUUGAAAAGGCUUUUGUUGUUGAAAGUCUUAGACAAUUUUGGGCUGAUAAACAUCAACCUUCUUCAUUGGAUGGAUUUGCUUGCCAUAAACAAGAAGCCCUGCAACUUAAACAACUUGCAUCACAAGAAAUAUUUCCACAUAUUCUUUUCAAGGGGCCUCAAGGUUCAGGGAGGAAGGCAUUGACAAUGGCCCUACUACGUGAGAUAUAUGGAGAUGCUGCUCGAAAUAUAUCUCAUGAUUUAAGAUACUUCCAGAUUCAGGAAACAAGGUUGACUCAAGUAGCUGUUCCUGUAACUUCAAGUGUGCAUCAUGUAGAGCUUAAUGUGUAUCUGGAAGCUAAUGCCAGAUAUGCCCUUAUGGCUUCAGUUAAACAAAUAAGUAGCAACCAUUCAGUUGCUCCUGAGAUUAGUACAGUUAAUUUGAAGCCAGAUUUUACAGUUAUGGUCCUUUAUGAUGUUGAUAAAGCUGAUGAAAGCAUUCAGCACUUGAUAAAGUGGAUCAUGGAUUGCUAUUCAGAUGUUUGUAAACUUGUCCUUUGUUGUGAGGAUGAUCUCCAUAUUCUUGAACCUGUCAAAACUAGGUGCCACGUCAUCAAACUUGAUCCUCCAGUGACUCAUGAAAUCAUGGAAGUUCUUAUUCAAAUAGCAAGGAAAGAAAACUUUGAUUUACCAAUGAAAUUUGCUGCAAAAAUUGCUAAUAAAUCCAAACAGAAUUUAAGGAAAGCAAUCAUGGCUCUUGAAGCAUCCAAGUCUCACAACUAUCCUUUUGUAGAAGAUCAACCAAUUGCAAUAGGAUGGGAAAAUGUCCUAAUUGACCUUGCUGCUGAGAUCCUAGCUGAUCCAUCAUCUAAGAGGCUAUUUCUCAUACGUGGAAAGCUACAAAAACUUCUGGUGGAGUUUGUUCACCCAAAAUUGAUUCUUUUGAAACUGAUUGAACAGUUCCUCAAAGGUGUAGAAGCUUCCAUCAAAAGGGAACUAUAUUAUUGGCAUGGUUAUUAUGAUAAGAGACUCCCGGUUGGAACCAGUGCCUUACUAAAAUUAGAAGAGUUUGUUGCCAAAUUCAUGAGUAUACACCGCAAGAAUUUACUUAAUCGUCAGUGA
This is a messenger RNA of Lactuca virosa, 2175 nucleotides long. The record is from the annotation of a GenBank genome assembly. NCBI's taxonomy places the organism in Eukaryota, Viridiplantae, Streptophyta, Magnoliopsida, Asterales, Asteraceae.